CUCUGAAAAUGCAUCUAUUUCCUCACUCUCUUCGUUCUGCGAGAAGCUGCUGUCGCGCAGUAUCGUCUGAUGUCUUUUUAUUGUCUCACUCUGCCUAACCUGGUUUACAGCUUUGGACAAGGUAAAUUGGGAAUCCAACUAACUUUUCAGAAAGUGAUAUAUUUCUAAUUCCGUCUACAAUCCGAUCUCGGAUCAGCUCUUCCUUGAGCGCGCCAAACUGAUAAUGUUCUGCUAGUUUGUGAACAGCUGUGAUAAAACUGUCGGUGGUUUCAUCCUGCUCCUGUUAGCGCAUAUUAAACAUAGCUCUCACAAAAAUAAUGUUGUGUCUCCCUACAAAAUGCGUUUCAAAACAGUCUUUAAUGGCACUGUAGUUAAGUUUCUCUUCCUCGGUCAACGUUGAAGCAUUUAAUAUAUCCUCGGCUUCAUCACCCAUAGAGUAGAUCAGUGUAUUAACUCGAAAUGCCUCAUUUUUCACGUUUAAGCCUGAUGCUACCCUGUACCUUUCAAAGCGCCUGAUCCAUUUCGGACAGUUUUUAAUGUCCAUACAAACAAAAUUAUCCGGGAUACGAUGCGAAAUCCGUCAGCACUAGCCACAGGGCCUGUCCGUGUUUGCGCCAGAGCCCGUUGAACUUGGAGUCGCAAACCCUGAAAUCCGGCCAGCUUCUUCCUCUUGCAACAUGUUGCUUAGCAGUAACCUACUCCUUGCUCGUUAGCUAGCAAAAUAAUGAUACGCGCUGUUUUUAUCUCCAACACUGUGCCCUCCCUGCUUUGAAACAGCCGGAAUGUAUGAUUUACUUGGUACGUCCUUCACGUUUAUGUGAAUUUUAAAACCACUUCUGACACCAUGUAGUAUGAUCUAAAAUAAGGACGCGCGACAACCACAACAACAUUGCUUCUGUUCGUGAGAGUACGCAGCUGAACGGCGCCCUGGACUAGAGCUAGGUCUGAUUCAUCUGCUGUGAUAUUCCAUUUGUUUUACCCAUCUGGCUGUGGUGGAGGGAAUGUCGCUUUUUAGAACUACAAAUGUUUUUAAAAAGAAAAAUAGUACAUCUUUGGUGAAAGUCCUAUACCCAAACAGUGUUUCGGAGUGAUAUUGUCAGGGAGGGUGGGGUCUUUUUUUGUGUGCCAUUUUCUCAAUUCCUCAUAAUCUGAUUGAAGAACACGUUUUUCUUUUACACCCGUCACAAAUCUUGAGGAAGGUGUUUUUUUCUUGGAUCAGUCUAGCAAUUAGCAUAAUUAAUGUACCAUUUCCUUUCUGGCUCAGACAAGGCUACUUAUUACUUUACCUCCUUUUAUUGUUUUUUUUUAUUUAGGAAGAUGGCUUGUUUUGGCAUUGGUAAUAAGACCAAAGGCAAAUGUGGAGAAGAAGAGGAGAAGGCACGGAGAGAAGCAAACAAAAGGAUUGAGAAACAGCUUAAAAAAGAUAAACAGCAAUACUAUAAAUCUCACAUGCUCCUACUACUAGGAGAUUGUGACUCAGGGAAAAGCACAAUAUUCAAUCAGAUGCGAUUGUUGGACACAGAAUUAACUGCGGAGGAGAAAUUAAUGCAAUACAUGCAACACAAAAAAGCUUCAGGCAUUUUUGAGACAUAUUUCAGAGUAGGAGAAUACGUUUUUUAUUUGUUCAAUGGCAGAAGUGGAUGGAGAUCCAUAAGGAGAGUGUUUUGUGACCAGUCGGCCUAUAUUUUAGUGGUGGACAGCAGCAGCUAUGAUAUGGUGUGUCAGGGAGACAAUCAGACCAACCAACUGCAGGAGGCACUAAACAACUUAGAGAACCUCUGGCGCAGAAUGCGGACAAUGGACCGUCCUGUCUUCCUCUUUUUGAACAAACAGGACCUACUAGCAGAGAAGGUGUUGGCGGGGAAAUCUAAAAUAGAGGAUUAUUUUCCAGAGUUUGCACACUACACUUCGCAUGAACAUACAACACCAGUACAAGGGGAGGAUCCAAGUGUCACCAGGGCAAAGUACUUCAUACGUGACAAGUUUUUGAAGAUCACAGCCAGUGGAGAUGUGGAUAUGCACAAAUGUUUUCCUUUUUUCACCUGUGCAAUCGACUUGGAAAACAUCCAGCGGACCUUCAGAGACUGUGGAGAUAAGUUAAACUUUUGCUCGUCAUGAAUGCAACAAAAGAAAGGAAGGUCCUCAGCUGGCAGGCUGUAUGAAGAGAUGCCCGGGAGAAGACCUCAGACUGGAUGCCCCUCUGCAUCUCCUCAGUCAGCUCCUGAGAGCUUCCCAGGCCCAUGUUGGCAGACAUCUUCGACUGAAACCUCAAAUUGAACUUAGAGCAAACUUUUUAGUCUAGCGCUAUUGAAAGUUUCCCCAUUAGAGACAAUGGAAAAUACUAAAACUCUUCACAAAAUUUACAAGACCCUUAGAUGAGUUCAGUGUUAUUUUUCUCCUUCAAUGAAACCUCUCCAGUCAUUGUUCUUCAUUAUAGAGUUGAGGUUAUAUCCCUAGUUUAGCUCAGGACCACUAUAUCAUGAUGGAUGAUCAAGGUGAUUGCCACACAAAAUACAUUGUCCAGACGACAUCAACAGCAGCCAGCUGUGAAUGAGGUAGUUUUCCAUAAAGAUCACGGCACACACAGCAGCCUACUCUACUUCUGCCUGAACAGAACCGAGGAAGCUGCAAUGCUCUGGUCCUGACCCUCUAUUUUGCUUUUAAUAUCUGUGUAAAUGUGUUUUAUCUGGUCAUCAUUCUGCAAAUAGUGGCUUGUCAAACCUUUAUCUUAAAGUGCACACAGAGUAGGAAACAGCAUACAAAGUUGUUCAAGUUGGGCAACUACUGUACAAAUGGUCUGUGACUCAUGUAUCCCUUUAUUGGCUUGGCGUUAACAAAAAUAAGAGUCUGUACAAACAUGGAGAGGUAAAGGCUUUUAAAUGGUAAUGAAUCUGAAUUGCAAAACAAACCUAUAUGCUAUGUUCUAAAUAUCCAAUUCUACUUGAGAAAUUAGACAGACAGUUUCAAUGAAUUUAUUGACCCUAGAAAUGGGUAAAAACUCAACCAGUACACAGUACAAACUUUAUCCUCAUGUAGUUAGGGUGUUGCAUAACAGUGUCAUUGCUUUAUCGCUCAACUCUUUCAACAUGCUACAACAGCCUGAGUUUGUCACUUUCUGUUCUCUUGCCAAUCUAAUUCCACAAAGGAGUUGGCAAGAGAGCAGAAACAGACUGGCACCAGGCUAGCUACGGUAUUCUCAAAAUAACUAUGCUAUCUGGCAAUAUUUAUGAAUAGUUCUCAGUACAAAUUAUAAUAAGAAUAAUUAUAACAAGAAAUCUAUAUUCCGUUAGCAGGUGUACAACAUUUUGGCAACUAGAAAGGCUUCAAUAACAUGCAAUGACACUUUAAAAAGGAAUGAUGUGCUUUGAACUGUACAUUAUAGGUGCAAAUGCAUUCAAAUAAACACCAUUACUGGGAGUGUCUAGGAUAUUGCGAGAUGUGCGGAAAGAAUAAAGAAGUUGCAGCUGAAAUAGUCUGGUUUUCUUUGUAAACCAUAGCAGCUGUCUUGGGGAAUUCAUUUAACUUGGGCAAAACUGCACAGCAUAUAAAUGUUUUUCAUCCUCUGACAGUGACUGUUAAAAAGCUAAACAUAUUCUUUAAAUGACAUAUUAGACUUUGCAAAAGCCCUACAUUACAUCUUAAUGUAAAAAAAGGGUUUAUCAGAUAUUGAUAUGGCUCACUUUAAUAUUUAAAUUCCACAGAAAGAUGGCUAGUAUAAAAACAAUGAGUACAAACAUCUCCAGUAUCCAGCUGGUAGGCAAAUUAUGGUGGCAUAUUGCUCUGAAAUAAUUCCUCUCCAAAUAGGACAGUUAAAAUGGACUUGUACUGUCAAUAGUAGUUGGCUAAGGCCCAGUUCUCUGACAUUUUAGAGAAACAUUUGCCCACACUCAAGAAGUUUCGUUCACACACACACACACACACACACAGAGAGAGAAGAAUGAAUAUUGAGAGAGAAUUGACAUUGACUAAGGAAAAUAAAUAAAUUGAUGAUUAAAGGUUAAAUGUUAAAUUUUGAAAGCAUGGAGAAAUGUAUAGUGGCAGAGGUGAUUAAAGGGUGAUUAGAAUCAUUUAGUAAGAGGGUUAACAAUGUGUGAUUUAAGUAAUCCAGUAAAAGAGUUCAUGUGACAUUUGCUUUAAGGUAUGAUGCAUAUAGACUAUGUUUGUUUAGUUUAGAGGAACAAGGCCUUAGGGCCUGUUGGAGAUUGUUAAUGGAAGGCUAUAAUGUUGAAAUGUAAUGAUUAAAUGUUUACAUUUUUGAAUAUUUAAGAGGUAAUGGGAGUAAUUAGUUAAGUUGGAGAGGGAUUAAUAUGGUGCCAAGUGGGGAAUGUUAAUGUGAAAAAAAAUUAUGUUUAAAAAUGAGUUUAAGGAUGUUAGAUUGAUCUGGAAAUCUCCAGGUUAGAACGUUUAGGGGUGAAGCAGAUUGACAUGCAAUUUAGGUGAGAAAAAGUGGGAGUUAAGGGGGCUGAAAAAGCACCUUUUUGAACGAUGGCCACAUUAGGUGUUAACCACUAAUGCUGUAGAUUUAUAGCCUAAAAUAUAUAAAAUAAAAAAAUUGUUUACUUAUCACAUUUACAUUUUAGGUAUACCCAGUUAAUUUAAAGUAACAUUCUAGGAGGAAUCCUUAAGGUUACCUCAUUGAUAGAGGUGUGGUAAAGUAGCUGUUAGAGUUUCUAGACGCCUUCUGAGGGACUGAACAUCCUGUGGGGGGGGAGCCAAAAAAAAACUGUUGAGAGAGUUGUAGAAGCCUUUUCUUGUUAUUAAAUAAUUUGCUUCUCAUAAAAUUGUAACAGACAAAACAUUUUAUUGGAACACCCCAACAGGGAUUUAGUUAAGGGUGCUGAAGGUUGUCUAUCAAUUUAAUUUACAGUAAAUGUUUGCUUAUAAAUGAUUUGUGAUUGAUAGGGGAAUUUUUAAUAAACUCACUUUAUUGUUCUAAAA
This is a messenger RNA of Oncorhynchus tshawytscha (Chinook salmon), 4938 nucleotides long. Its product is annotated as guanine nucleotide-binding protein G(s) subunit alpha-like. The record is from RefSeq and is a predicted model, not a curated record. Gene Ontology annotation, cellular component: heterotrimeric G-protein complex. Gene Ontology annotation, biological process: adenylate cyclase-modulating G protein-coupled receptor signaling pathway. Gene Ontology annotation, molecular function: GTPase activity; G-protein beta/gamma-subunit complex binding; G protein-coupled receptor binding. The transcript has 3 exons. Bases 1240 to 2118 code for a protein of 292 amino acids. Lineage: Eukaryota; Metazoa; Chordata; Actinopteri; Salmoniformes; Salmonidae.